Carassius auratus (goldfish) is the source of this 1402-nucleotide messenger RNA. It is a transcript of the gene il12b2, whose product is annotated as interleukin 12B 2. Gene Ontology annotation, molecular function: protein binding. NCBI's taxonomy places the organism in Eukaryota, Metazoa, Chordata, Actinopteri, Cypriniformes, Cyprinidae. The record is from RefSeq and is a predicted model, not a curated record. The transcript has 8 exons. Bases 123 to 1148 code for a protein of 341 amino acids.
GUUACCCUGUGGUGGGAAUGUGGGGUAUAAAAGCGCGCACACAGACCCCAUGAGAGGACGCAAGCCGCGCGCAAUCACACUUCAGAUAUUUCUGCGCUGAAUUUGACGGAACAGCAGCGAAGAUGGUUUGCUUGAUAAGGUUCACACUUCUCUUCUGUUUGUGCAUAAUGAAGAUGUCUGCACUGAACUUUUUCCCUGAGAAAUUUGAAAUUGCUGAGAGACACGCAUCCAUUACCCUGACCUGUAGAACAGAUAAAGACGAAAUCACAUGGAGACGAGAGGACGCAAAUACCAUAGAGAACAUAUCGCAAUCAGAAUUUGAAAUCCUCAGUGGACGGAAUUUGACCGUGAUUGACCUGCAGGAAGACCUGACAGGGAAUUACACCUGCUGGAGCGAUUCGGGUCUUGAAGACUACACCUAUCUCCUGCUCGACAAGUCUAAAGAAACUACAGCUUUUAAUAUCAACUGCACAGCUGAGACGUUUUCCUGCACUGAAAAAAUCAAAUGCGCCUGGACCAUAAAUGAUUUUACAGAUGAAUUUGCUUUCAGACUUCGCAAUACAAGGGAUAAUGGUGACUGGGUGUCACAGCCCGUGGAUGGGGUAUUUUUUCUCCAACAUUCCACUAAUUCAUACUCUGAGGAGUCCGAGCGGAUGCUGAUUAUAGGGGAGGCGGCUUCCACGUGCUGCUAUAUGAAAACUGAACAAAGUUUCUACCUACGAGACAUCAUUAAGCCAGCGAAUCCAAACAUUUCAAUCUGCACUAUAAAAAAUGAGGGGAGUGACAAUCAAAUCGUAGAAUUAGAGGUGGAGCCUCCCUCCACCUGGCCGCAGCCCCACAGUUUCUUUCCUCUGAAGCAUCAGAUCGAGUAUGAGAUACGACACGACGGGAAGCUGAAGACUAAAGAAUGGGAAGAGGGGUCAAAGUUCAAAGUCCGGGGUUCCAUCACAAAACUAAGGGGCCGCUGCAGAGACCUGCUGCUCCUCUCUCAGUGGAGCGAGUGGAGCGAGUGGAAAAACGUGACCGAUGGGGGAAAAGGAGGCCGUAGCAAAGGACAAAGAAAGAAACCAAGAAACAAGAAGAAAAAUAAAAUUAAUAAGAAAACAAAGCAAAGAAAUAAAAAUAAAAAACAACAACAUCUGAAUUGAGCAAUUUGUAAAAGCAUUUGAUGCAGAUUGAAACAUUGUAAACAGACUGUGAAUGUGUGUAUAAACACUAAUGCUGAGCUGAGCAGGUUUCUGAAUCUUUUAGUCAACCGAAGGAGGCAGAAGUGAGGACAGAGGGGACGCUGCCUCCUUUUGGGAGCUUUAUGGAAUUAUCUUAACUUUUCGUACAAGACAACUCAACAGAUCUAUAACAGUGAAUUUUUUUAAGAAAUAAAAUAUUGUAUUUGCAAAAAAAA